This is a messenger RNA of Penicillium pulvis, 1152 nucleotides long. RefSeq names its product mandelate racemase/muconate lactonizing enzyme family protein. NCBI's taxonomy places the organism in Eukaryota, Fungi, Ascomycota, Eurotiomycetes, Eurotiales, Aspergillaceae. The coding region runs from base 1 to 1152 and encodes 383 amino acids. Gene Ontology annotation, molecular function: galactonate dehydratase activity. The transcript is spliced from 3 exons. Gene Ontology annotation, biological process: D-galactonate catabolic process; amino acid catabolic process. The record is from RefSeq and is a predicted model, not a curated record.
AUGGCCAAGAUCAAGUCGAUUGAGUAUUUUCGUGUGAAGCCCCGUUGGUUGUUCGUCAAGGUCACUGAUGACGAGGGACAAAUUGGUUGGGGCGAGGGAACCCUCGAGGGUCACUCUCUAGCUGUUGAGGGAGCUUUGGAUGAGAUUAUUAUUCGCAUUGUUGGUUAUGAGGCAGAUGACAUUGAGCACAUCUGGCAAACAAUAUGGCGACUAGGAUUCUACCGUGGAGGACCCGUUUUCAUGUCGGCUAUGUCCGGUAUUGACAUUGCACUGUGGGAUCUUAAAGGCCGACGAUUGGGUGUUCCUGUCUACCAACUGCUGGGCGGGAAGGUGCGCAACAAGGUGCAGGUGUAUGCCUGGAUCGGAGGAGACCGACCGAGCGAGGUGGAAGUUGCAGCCAAGGCACGAAUUGCUCAGGGUCUCAAAUGUAUCAAGAUGAACGCUACUGAAGACGUCAACUGGCUCGACUCACCCGCGAUCCUAAACUCCUGCGUCGAGCGUCUUAAGCAGGUCAAGGCGCUUGGCCUUGAUGCUGGCUUGGAUUUCCACGGUCGUCUCCAUAAACCAAUGGCCAAGCAGCUGGCAAAGGCGCUAGAGCCAUACCAGCCCCUCUUCAUCGAGGAGCCUUUGCUAUGUGAGCACCCCGAAGCUCUCAAGCAGCUUUCCAACUCCACCACAAUCCCCAUUGCAUUUGGAGAGCGUCUAUACACCCGGUGGGAUGUGAAGAGAUUCCUCGAGGACUCCUCCGUCGAUGUUCUGCAACCCGAUAUUGCUCAUGCUGGCGGUAUCUCGGAGACAAGGCGUAUUGCGAGCUUAGCCGAGACCUACGACGUGGCUAUUGCCCCCCAUUGCCCUCUGGGGCCUAUCGCAUUUGCGGCAUCGUUGCAAAUUGCCGUUUCCACGCCCAACUUUGUCAUUCAGGAGAUGUCUUUGGGUAUGCACUACAACGUUGAGGCUGGUGACAUUGAUUUGAAUAGUUAUGUGGUCGACAAGACCGUUUUCGAUAUCACGGAGGGAUAUGUCGCGGCACCGUCGAAGCCCGGUAUUGGAAUUGACAUUGACGAAGAGAUGGUUCGGCGAAUCAGCAAGGAGACUGAGCCCUGGCAGCCCAAGGAGUUCCACGGACCCGAUGGAUCGAUCCGCGAGUGGUAG